ACAUGAUCGCACUCAAACGAAGCAGAACGAUCUGGACGCGGUUGGCAAGCGUUUCUGCAAACCAGGGUUCGCAAUUUUGCUUCGAUUUUUUGUAAAGUUUGAUACAUUAUCUCGCCUGAAGCACAGGAAAAAUAAUAUCGUUGUACUGGUAUUUAGGGAUUCAAAAAACCUCAACAAUGAAGUUGUCGUUUAUAUUACUAGGGUUUUUACUUUUCGUUUCGUUCGAACAUGGACGUAGUCGGCCUUUAGACGACGAAAACAAUGUCAAGGAAGGCGACGAUACGGCAGCCGCUGACAAAAGAGACAAAGUGGCAGUAAACAAGAAGAAAGAUGACGGUCCUAAACCAAAGAAAAACGACCAAAAAAGCGGAGAAGAACGUCAGGUGACAACAAAAGCUCCAGAGAAAACUGUUGCAACAACAACAGCACCAAUCAAACCAACCACGCCAGCAGUUGUAACAACAGCAGCAACAGAGCCUUCAAAGGCACCAGUAACAACAGCACCAGUUACUGAGGCCCCAAAACCCACAACAGUGCCAGUGACAACUGCCCCUGGCUCUACAGCGGUUGUUACCACAGCUGGCCCAACCGUUGUCACAACUGCAGCACCAUCUGUAGGUCCAACAAAGGUUCCUCCAGUUCCAGAAGUGGAAGGUGAUGUUGAGAACUCAGCAAAUAACACAAGGAAUAUGAACGCUACAACAUUCCAUGUUGCAAUCAGAUUCACAGCAGAAAAAUGGACAGAUGACCUUCAAAUCACAGUCAAUCCAGUUUAUGAGCGAACAAAACAGAUGCUGCUGACAGCUAUUGAAAAAGUCUACGAAGGCGAGGAAACUUUCAAGCAAGUCGUCCUUAUAGGCUUCAGUGACAGCCAAGACCAGAAGAAAGCAGCAGAGAGAAGGGAGACUGUCAAGGCGCCACUGCCAGGCGUCGUCGCGGACUUCUACGUUCGAUUCCAUUCAUUUGGAACGCAUUUGAGGAAACUCUCAGACGAGAUCAAGGACGGAAAGUUAGAUACACACCCAGUUUCAAAGAAGUUCAUCAGAGCUUAUACUGCUGAGCCAAAGGGACGCGUCUGCACUCCAGACUGCCGCAUACAGUGCUAUUCAUACUGCGAUCAAGGAUGCUGCACAGUGCACACCUUCAUGCCAGUUGACAUGCAUGCAAUUGCACCUGCACCCGCUCCAGCCCCCGUACCACCUCCACCCCCUCCCCCACCACCACCACCACCUCCUGCACCACCAGCAUAUCAACCACCACCACCACAGCCAGCCCCAUACCCUAACUAUGCCCCUAUGCCCGCACCAGCUCAGGUACAAUCAGCCUGCCCACCAAUCUGCAGCACAUUCUGCGGUCCUCAAUGUCCAAAUACUUGCUGCAACUCAUACAGUGCACCAUCGUACCCUGCAUCAUACCAGGCAAGUGCAGCCACUCAGUACCAACCAGUGGCAUACCCACCUCCAUACCAAGCCCCAUACCCAGCCGCUUUUCAAACACAAUAUCAGGCACCAGCAGCCCCAGCAGCCGGUUGUGGAGCAGCAGGAUGUGGUAAAUAAGCCAGAAAAAACCGGAUAUAAGGAAUAUUAAACCGGAGCUAUAAUGGCCAAUGGUCAGCGUUAAAAGGCUCGAUGGGCCUAAAAGAAGAUCCGGAGUCAUGAAUCAAUUGGCAGAGGACAACUUUACAGAAUUGCUGUGGAGUGCCAAAGAAACUUGAUUGUGGAUAUAAUGUGAAUUUUCUACUUGGUACUAAAAUUAUAUGCUUAUAAAGAUUUUUACAGUCUUCCUAAUAAAUAUUUUUAAAGGAAUGUUUUCUUAUAAAAGUAAAAUUUGUAUUAUACUAUGACUUAGCUGGAUAGGUCUUGAAAGUUUGUUAAUAGUUAUUUGUUACAUGUC
Messenger RNA from Rhopilema esculentum, 1893 nucleotides. RefSeq lists its product as uncharacterized. The record is from RefSeq and is a predicted model, not a curated record. NCBI's taxonomy places the organism in Eukaryota, Metazoa, Cnidaria, Scyphozoa, Rhizostomeae, Rhizostomatidae.